Molecule: messenger RNA, 2515 nt
Organism: Podospora pseudopauciseta
Lineage: Eukaryota; Fungi; Ascomycota; Sordariomycetes; Sordariales; Podosporaceae
Exons: 3
Coding region: 526-2352 (608 amino acids)
Biological process (GO): transmembrane transport; metal ion transport
Cellular component (GO): membrane
Molecular function (GO): metal ion transmembrane transporter activity
Source: RefSeq, a predicted model, not a curated record
CUUUCGUAGGUACUCUCCAUCAUUGGCGCUCGGCCAGCCAAUAUCGAUUACACCCCAAGGAAAUUUCAUUUUUGUACCCCAACCGCCCGCCCCUACACACCAUCACAAACACAAGCCUGGAAUAAAACGUGGUGAGGCUGCGUUGAGGGCAGACUCACCUCAAUUCCUCCCCACCUCUAGGGUCUUUAAGGCUCUCUCACGGCACCUGUCUCAUCGACAGGCGUACUGAAAGUUCCAUUCCCAAUCCUUUCAAAUGAUUCGGUAUGGUACAUCACAGUAUAUCUCCAGGAACUGGUUAUUGACACUUACGUAACGUUCAGGCUGCAUACCUAUCUAUGCAAGUCAAAUGCUGACGGAAGCCCAAAGAGCCUUGUUAAUUAUUCUAUGCCUCAUCUUUAGCAUUAAAUAUGAGGCCGUCCCCGUCUUGGUAGCACGAGUUCCUCGACUUGUCCUUGGAUUGACCAAUUUCAUCAGUUUCCCCGGAUAUGUUACUUCUUUCCGGCGACAAAGCCUCCAAUCAUAGAGAUGUCAGAUAUUUCAACCCAACCUUCUCCAAGAGGUCCAAGUUCCAUUGUGUCUAACCCAGGGUCUAGACCAAAACGUCAAUUUGCUGAUCAGAUCCGCUCAUUUGCUGACAGAACCCCAGAGGGUUAUCUCGUCCCCGGUAGACAUUUUGGCCCAUUGAGCGAACUUUUGGACACCUCUCUGCAACAGAAUGGGCCCAAUACAAGCACUGGUCAAACUUCUGCAUCAUCGCCAUCUCUAAGCCAAGGACCCGGGAACCUCCAUAUGGCUUUCACACCGAUCUACUUGGUUCACCCAGAAAACGACUCCGUUCCCAACCCGUUUCAUCACGUUGCGAUCAAUAUCCGUGACGAGUUGGACCAAAUAUUGUCACAGCGCCAAAAUCUCGGGCCAAACUCCAAUCUACUUGUGUUUCUUCAUGGCUGGCAAUCGCCAACUUCGCUCCGACUACUUGGGGCGUACUGCGGACUCGACCCCGAGAUGUUUCGGUGUCACCUCAGCUUCCUCGCUUCCACCAAGCUCUUUGACCAACCGCCACUCCCUUCCCAACAAUUAUCCAUCUGGAGAAUCCGGACCGUGACGAUCUGCGAAUUCAGACUACCUGGGGACGCACUUGACGCUGAAGAGCUUGAACGUCGACGGCAGAGUGCUCAGCGGGAUGUCCAGAGGUACCUUCAGAGACUUGGAUCUACGACGGACGAGGGAACACCAAUUAUACGCCACUAUUCUGUGAUAGACAGCACGACGUCGGUUCUUGAACAGGAUAUUUCUUUUUGUGUCAGCAAAAAAGAUGACGGUUGGAUCGGAACAAUCUGGACGGACAGCGGCUUUCCACUUGAGUGUGAUAAGGCGCUCGUCCAACGCACUGAAUCUGCCAAUGCGCAGGCGGAACGACAAGAGAGUUACGUACCUCUUGUUCUACACAGACCGAAGAUAGCAAUCUCACCACCCGAGUUACCCGCUAACCCUCCUCCGGCGAUUAGCAGCCAGCCCCAGACUCCGUUCUAUCCAGCGACCUUGCCACCUUAUCCGAAUUUCUUUCACUUGGCCAGUCAAUAUGGGUCAUCGCUGGACCCAAACCUCGCUCGGCGUGAUGCAUUGUAUGCAUUCAGCGAACUGAUAUCAAUGGCAGCAAGUUCAGAACACCAGCUCCUGAAUUUACUGAAGUAUCACAUCGAUAUCGCGCUUCACCGGUUUCAGGGCAUUGAGAAUUGGUCGCUAGCGCACUUGAAGCAUCUAACCGCCCUAGUCGAGCGUGCCAUCGACGAGAGCAAACGGGUUGUUUAUCUUCUCGAAAAUGAAGGGUAUACCCAAUGGCCUAGCGCUCAUAAAGACCGAGCCGCUGUAACGAGGGUCGGAUCUAACCUUCGUAGCGGGGGCAGUGGUGGCGUCGGUAACGGUUACUCGGAGAGCAGGAACCCAAUAGACAUGCACGAUACCCGCGAGAGAACUCGAAAGUUGCUGUUGGACGACUACCGGUCCAUAUUACACCGAGCACAGUCCAUAAAGAAAGCAGUCGAUAGCGGGAUGGCAGUUAUCACAACAGAGAUCAGGAUGCAAGAGGCAAGAAGGUCGACCGAGCAGGCCCAUAAAAUCGGACGCAUCACGGUGCUCGCCUACUUCUUUUUGCCGUUGUCUUUCGUUACAUCGAUUUAUGGUAUGAACUUCAUUGAGUUCAAAGACGACAACAUGUGGAAGGGAAUUGCUGCAUACGUGGGAACUACAGUGGGAAUCUUGAUUCCUUCCAUGGUUUUAUGCUUCUGGAAAACAGCCUGGUUAAGAGGUUCACAGAGGGAUGAGAGUGGAUGGGAAGGCGGCCAAAGUUGAGCAUCUGAAGACUUAGCAUAACAUGCGUUCAGUAUAUUACAUUAUAGAAAUUAAGGGAAGUUUGGCACCUAUGGGCUCGAUAACUAGUGUUACGGAAUAAUGUAUAGAGAAGCAACUGGCUGGGUCACUCUAUCUGUACAUGCUAUAUUCAGGCUCACUGCAG